Ceutorhynchus assimilis (cabbage seed weevil) is the source of this 2532-nucleotide messenger RNA. Lineage: Eukaryota; Metazoa; Arthropoda; Insecta; Coleoptera; Curculionidae. The record is from the annotation of a GenBank genome assembly.
AUGAUUUUUGUUACAGUGUCUUUCUGGGUACUGGCCCUAGAUCACGAUUUGCAAAUAUCUUCUGGAGCUAUAGGGUCCGUGAGCAUCAAAGACCCUCAAGGGACCAAAGUUGCCAUUUGGGAUCAAGUUGCUCUCGAUGAAGGUGUUAUCGCAUACUCUCUUCCACUAAGCCCAUAUGCCCUAACAGGACGUUGGCUUGUAACAGUCGAAGUGGAACAAUCUGAAUUCUAUUCCACGUUCGAAGUAGCUCCAGGUAUAGGAAUAGGUCUCCCAGAUGUGUCAGUUGCCGAAGAGCACUACGUGGAAUUAAAAUUUGGAACGGAAAUGCGCAGAAGAUACAAACCGGGGCUACCAUUUUCUGGAAAAGUUGAAGCUAUGAGCACAGAAAAGUCAGUGAGAGUACGAGUAAAAGUUUACGACAAUACAACAUCAAUAUAUUCUCAAGAUAUUGAAAUUUCAAAUGGAGAAGGCACGUUUGUUGUACCCGCAAUUUUAGCUGACAGCGAUAUAAUUCACUUACAGUAUAGUUGUGUUUUGUGUCAAAAUCUUGGUACAAGUGUGACCUACAUAGUGGCCCUAAUUUCAAAACGGAAUUACCUGGUGUUAGCCGCGAAUCCUAAUUUUUAUUGUGAACAAUGGUCGGAAUGCGCAAAUAAUAGUAGCUGUAGAGAAGCGCUCUCCGACUUUGACCAACUUUUGGUGAAAUAUGAACAAGUCAGGUCUGAUUUACAACGAAAAGACAAUUACAUUAACAACUUGGAAAUGGAUUUAGAGGAUCUUAAGCGAUCACUGAGUCACGAGAUUGACAGACUAUCCUUGGAAAAUGGAUCAAAGAACGAUCACAUCAAGAGACUCGAAAUGAGAACGAAAACAAUGGAUGGAGUGCUUCAAGCAGAAAACAAUUAUGGAGGCGUUAUGGAAGAAACUGCUUUAAAUGACGAGCUUCAGUCCUAUAAGGAAAAAUAUUCUAAGCUCGAAAAAGACUUUGAGGACCUCAAUGCAAUAAGCAAAAAUAUGAUUAAUUCCAUUAGAGCCUUAGAGAGCGAAAACCAGGCUUAUCACAACGAAGUCUGCCUCUUGAAAGUGCAGUUGAAUGAGCUCACCUUCGAAAAAAUAUGUGAUGAAGCAUCAACACAAAAAGAACCAUCAAGAAUUGUAACCCGACAAGCUUGUGUAGAAAAAACUUCUAGGAAGAUUCUCAUCCUAGGUGAUCAGUCUGUCAAAUACCUAAACAGACCAAUGCGAAAAUACUUCAAAGAGGAUGUGUCCAUACUGACCGUGACCAAGCCAAAUGCAUCCUACAGGAAUGUUAUUGAGAAUCUGAGUGGUUUGGUGACAGGUUUCACAGAAAACGACUUUGAUAUCAUUUGCUGUGGUUCUAAUGAUCUUGCUCGCGAUCUAAGAGAGAUAAAAGGUUGCAUUAUCUCAACAUUCAAUGAUACAUUUCUGCAAGAUGUGGUUUCCAAAGUGGCUGCAAUGGUAGACAAACAGUUAGAGGAGAAGUUGAAGGCCCAGGAUGUGGAAAUCGAAAUGCUCAAAGAAAAUCAAAACAAAAUAAUUGAGGAAAAUAUACAGCUGAGAAAAAUUAUCGAUGAUCAAGAGCAGCAUGCGCGGAACUUAAACGUGCGCAUCCAUGGAAUCAAGGUUGAAGAUGGCGAAAAUACCGAAAAUCUGCGAACAAAGGUCUUGGAAGUGUUUACAAAUAAAUUGAAAAUAAAUCUGGUCGACUCGGUAAUAAAAAAAUGUCAUCGUGUUUCUUCUAUGGGUCCCAGCGAUCAGCCUCCUGCAGUUUUAGUACGUUUCGCCUCGGAUACAUCGCGCUCUCAGCCCGAUGAGGAAGCGUAUGUGACCAUUCUGUCUACUUGUCCAUGCGAAAGGGACGUACAUUAUGUCAUAACAACGGACGGACGGAUAACUGAUUGGGCGCAAAGGCGAUAUGGGGAGAACAAGGUGGCAUCAGGGUCCUUGGUCGAGGAAACAUCGACGAUUACGUCGUCAAUGGAGCCCGGACCGACAUGCAAACUAAAUUUUAGAUUUGUAGUCCAAGCUGUUAUGGCACCAGUGAGCCAGCUUUUGGUUUACUACGUCACGCCAGAAGGAGAACCGAUCAGCGACGUAAUCAGUUUCGACGUAAAACUAUUCAACAAAGAGGUGUCUGUGAAUAUCGAAAAUCGGGAUUGGUGGCUUCCUGAUCAAUCGAUAGACCUAGAAGUUAUUGCAGAACCUUCGUCUUUGGUGUGUCUGCUGGGAGGAAGGUCUGAAGCAACGGGAGACCUGAGAUUUGACCCAAGAAUAAGCGAAGAACCUACGCCGUCGCCAAUAACGGAAGAAGUGGACUUUCUGGAAGCUGGAGUAUCAUAUUUUCAACGUGAAUGCUCACGAAGAGGCGAUACUGGCAUGUCUGCUAUAUCAUACAGGCAACGUGGUUCUGGAGCUGGCCCUUCAGGACAGAAACGUCGACCACCGGAAAGUUUAGUAGGCGGAUCGCCUUAUGAUCAGUUGUGGAUGUGGACCUGUUUCAAUUAUUCGUAA